Spirometra erinaceieuropaei is the source of this 390-nucleotide messenger RNA. NCBI's taxonomy places the organism in Eukaryota, Metazoa, Platyhelminthes, Cestoda, Diphyllobothriidea, Diphyllobothriidae. The record is from the annotation of a GenBank genome assembly.
AUGAUGUCAACCAGGUCGCCGCCGCAAGGCUCAGGCGCCCUUAACGCCAACCCUCAACUCCUGCGAACAUGCCUGCACAGUCGACAAACAUUCACGCACGGAUGGGUCUCGUCGGACAUCUUCGGACCCAAUGUACCAAAGCAUCUGACAACCCCAACUGCAGCCUCUUCGACUGCCUCCGCUCCAACCCCCAACGGCAUUUUCUAUGACGGCCCGUCCGCCACCGUUGUUCACCGCCAUUUCCAUUACCCUUGCCAAAACCUCUGCGGUGACGACGACAACGACCACAUCUCGCGUUUUCGCUACCGAUCAAAACGCUCUCAACGGCGCGCCAACACCCAACACCCGCCAUUAUCAUCGAAACCUCCAGUGAUGCAGAUUGGGUCCUAA